This is a messenger RNA of Cimex lectularius (bed bug), 740 nucleotides long. RefSeq lists its product as uncharacterized. The transcript is spliced from 2 exons. The record is from RefSeq and is a predicted model, not a curated record. The coding region runs from base 56 to 421 and encodes 121 amino acids. Lineage: Eukaryota; Metazoa; Arthropoda; Insecta; Hemiptera; Cimicidae.
CCUCUAUUUAAAAGUGGGGCAAAGAGAGGCUUUUAAAACUAAAUAAACAAACGAUAUGUUGAAAAUCGUGCUCUUCACGGUUCUCGCGGCAACCGUACAAGCCCAGUUGAACAACUCGACCAACUGUGUUCAGUACUACAAUCCUUGUGCUGGAACAUCGAAUGCGGACAGCGUAAACUGCUGCAACUAUCCAGCUGUCGUCUGCCUCCCGGACGCGCAGAAUGGUACUUCCUGUCUCUCUCCCCUGGAUCUGGUCAAUAUUUCGCCUCAGUUAACCGGUCUCCAGGUGUUUCAACCUAUGUUCCAGGGGCUUCAGAACAAUGCCCAAGCCAUCUCGGACUUGGUGGAGAUCAACGGACAGACCGUCUACAACCAGACUGAGAUUUUCACCCCGUCCUCGACAUCCGUCAACAACGGCUGAAGCCGGAAAAACACAGGAGAUUAAAGAAACAAUAAACACCUGUUUCAACUGAACAACCAUCAACCAUAAGUUUUCAUUCGACAUCUGUUCAUUGCUUGUAUAAAUGAUUUUUAAAAAAUAUCUAGAAAAAAGAAAAGUACAAAGACUUCCAUAGAAUGAAAAUGAAAUGAUUUUAUCCUGAAGGUGAAAACAGAAAUAUUUCUACACCUGCCAACCUAAACUGUUUAAAAAUAAUCUCACAUAAUCCUUAAUUGCGAUAUUCUUCUAAUUUUAUUGAUUGUUUUACGAUUAUAUUGAAUAAACUGAAAAUUUAAUUGUA